UUUAGCGAGAGUUUAAAAGGUUAUUAUAUUGGAAAUAACGUUUUAACUCAUUCAGUUGUUUUAGUUGUUUGAUGACUUGUUUGUUUGACAUCAAGUUUAAACAAUUUGGGUAUCUCGGUGCAACGAUAACUGCACACACAUUUUUGGGGUCGUAACCUUUGGGUCGUUCUAUCGUAACCUCCAGAUGGGGUUACUCUUUUCUUUUUCUGGACCCACACGGUUGCGAGCUGACGAGCCGUCCCCCCCUGUUUCUUUCUUCCUAGCCAGCAUAACCCAGUGCGCGCGCCUCUCCUCCGAGCUAGUAAGUGUCACGUCCGUUCCGCUCUCUUCGCGGCUACAAGGCGUCAUCUCCCGCCAGCCGCACCUCUGCGUGCUCCCCUGUGUCUGUUCUUCACGUUGACAGCCCCCUCGCCCGCGCAGACGCAGGGGAAGACGCCCAAAAUCGCGUCUUUCUGAGCUUAACUAACCUGUGUACCCUGGUCUUCUGCUUCUGUAGCCUCUUUUUCCCAAGUUUUUCCCUUUCCAUCUACGGUAGAAGGAUGUCCCACCCUCGUGAGAGCGCGCUGGAGCUACGAGUCGGCAAGAAAUUCCGCCUGGGCCGCAAGAUCGGCAGCGGCUCCUUCGGUGACAUCUACUUGGGCACCAACAUGACGUCGGGCGAGGAGGUUGGCAUCAAGCUUGAAUCCGUUAAGAGCAAGCACCCACAGCUACUCUAUGAGUCCAAGAUCUACAAGAUCCUCAACGGCGGAUUGGGCGUCCCUAGCCUCCGAUGGUUCGGUGUUGAGGGCGAAUACAACGUCAUGGUGAUCGACCUACUAGGCCCUUCGCUCGAGGACUUGUUCAACUACUGUGGCCGCCGCUUCCAGCUUAAGACAGUGCUGAUGAUCGCCGACCAGCUGCUGUGCCGUCUCGAGUACUGCCACUCUAAGAACUUCAUCCACCGUGAUGUUAAGCCUGACAACUUCUUGAUCGGCCUGGGCAAACGUGCCCAGAUCGUGCACGUCAUCGAUUUCGGUCUGGCCAAGAAGUACCGCGACCCCAAGACGCACCAGCACAUUCCUUACCGUGAGAACAAGAAUCUCACGGGUACGGCUCGUUACGCCUCCAUCAACACCCACGUGGGCAUUGAGCAGAGUCGUCGUGAUGACCUGGAGUCGCUUGGCUAUGUGUACAUGUACUUCAUCCGCGGCAGUCUGCCGUGGCAGGGACUCAAGGCCAACACCAAGAAGCAGAAGUACGAGAAGAUUAUGGAGAAGAAGAUGAACACUCCCAUCGAGGUGCUCUGCAAGGGCUACCCGGCUGAGUUCCGUGCCUACUUCGAGUACUGCCGCGCGCUGCGCUUCGACGACAAGCCCGACUACGCCUACCUCAAGCGUCUGUUCAAGGAACUCUUCUUCCGCAAGGGCUUCCAGUUCGACGCCAUGUUUGACUGGACGGUGCUCAAUCUGCGCAGUGGCCGUCGGGAGCGUGGCACUAGCGGUGAGGGCGAGCGCAGUGCUCGUGCUGACCCGCGCCAGGAGGCUGCCCGUGAUGGUCGCCAGAUCGCGUCGCAGGGUCGUGUGUACGUUCGCGACGAGACAAAGGAGGGUGACGCGCAAUUGCAGGCCCAGCAGUCGUACCGCUCGGCUGGCUACCGUGACGACCGGCAAGUGGCUAUGGAUCAGGGCUACCCCGCCCCUCGUGUGGCUACUGGCGCCAGUCGCGACGCUCUCGGUGAGGCCAAGCCGAUGAGCCGACAGCGCUACUGAGCUAUGUAGCCUGUCCGAGGAGCACGUUGUGUUGUCGCUGUCAAGUUCUUGGCAGUGGCCGCGACAAUGCCGCUCCACGCCUGAUGUGUCUUUUGUGAGGUGAUAUUGGUCGCGAGAUCAAUAGCAUUUCUGCAGAAGACCGUGAAACGAAUGAGAAGUGAACAAAACGAAUGGAAACUGCUGAAGAACAUGACGAAGAGUGAUGAAGACGAUGAGCGGGCGACCGAGGAAGCACGAGCAUAAACCCAAAUAAAAAGAGAGAAAAAGACGAAGAAACCUGACGACCGCUCACGAGAAUGGAAGAUGAAGGAUCAGACGACAAUGUCGGACGACUCGAGGACUUUGUAGUUGUAGGAGAAGAGAAAGCAAGAGGAUGAAAUGGCUGCAGCCACGACGCGCCCAUUUUAUUCGCUUGAGGUGGAAGCAGGAUGUCGAGCCCUCCACGAUCGCGGCGAAGGUAGCUGCGGUUGAUCUUUGACGGGGCCGCGGUCGGGUGGCAUGCAUUGAGCUGGCGAGGUUUGGCCUAAACACGUGUGUGCUCAACGCAUCCCUUGGCACCUUUGGACUUUGUUUUUUUUUUCAUUUCAUUUGUGUCUGAUAAAUAAAUUUUACCACCAAAUAAUGCCCUCUUUGGAGAAUGGCAGGAGCUAACAGUUAGUUAUUCAAGCUU
Messenger RNA from Phytophthora nicotianae INRA-310, 2418 nucleotides. Its product is annotated as CK1/CK1/CK1-D protein kinase. The transcript has 2 exons. Lineage: Eukaryota; Oomycota; Peronosporomycetes; Peronosporales; Peronosporaceae. The record is from RefSeq and is a predicted model, not a curated record. Gene Ontology annotation, cellular component: cytoplasm; nucleus. Gene Ontology annotation, biological process: peptidyl-serine phosphorylation; endocytosis; signal transduction. Bases 540 to 1748 code for a protein of 402 amino acids. Gene Ontology annotation, molecular function: protein serine/threonine kinase activity; ATP binding.